AUGGACCUGUCACGCAGCGAUUUCACGACCAUAACGCUCGGCAGUACCGUGUCUGUUGGCGGCGACAUUAAGUUUCGGAUCAGCGACACGUUGACCAGCAUUGACCUCGGCAGCUUGCAAGAGCUGGGCGGUGUCAUGGACGUUAGCGAGUUGCAAAACCUUGAGGCCUUCGACAUGGGCCAACUGACAGUUCUGGAGCAGGACCUUGAGGUCAACUCCCCAAAGCUCACGUCCGUUGACCUUGGCGCGCUGACAAGAGUGAAUGGCAGCAUCACACUGUAUCGGAGCUUGUUCAGCAUGUUCACCACACAGCAACUGGAGCGUGUCGACAGAGACGUGAGAAUUUGGCGAUGCGACUCUUUGCUCAGCAUUGAUCUCAGUGGCUUGCAAACGUUGGGAGGUGACCUGUCCUUACAGUACUUACCAAGGCGUGAAGCAGUCAUCCUGGGCAACUUGGCAACUCUUCCACACAAUGUGAAGGUCCACUCUGCCGCGCUCAAGCGCGUUGAUUUUGGCCAGUUGACAAGGGUGGAAGGAGAUAUUUCUUUUUCCAUUGUAACCAAGCUGACAACGCUGGACCUUCAGCGCAUUGAGUACCUCACUACAGUUGACUUCAAUCACUUGCGAACCGUGGGCGGCCGUGUGGACCUCAGCUCCCUGUCGAGGCUGGAGGAGUUGCGCAUGGGCAAGCUCGCAGCCCUUUCACGUGGACUCAGUGUGGCCAAUGCCCAACUCACGCACAUGGACUUUGGUGAGCUGACGCAUGUUAGUGGCAACGUUGACCUGAGCAACAACCGCUUGACAACAAUCGAGCGUGGGCGACUGGAGGUGAUCACCGGCAAUCUCGACGUGCGGGGUAACCCGCUGAGCUCCUUCGAUAGCGAUGUGUGGAACACAAUUGUUCAAGGGCAGGUGUUCAUGUGA
Molecule: messenger RNA, 924 nt
Organism: Salpingoeca rosetta
Lineage: Eukaryota; Choanoflagellata; Craspedida; Salpingoecidae
Exons: 2
Coding region: 1-924 (307 amino acids)
Cellular component (GO): plasma membrane; cell wall
Source: RefSeq, a predicted model, not a curated record